AACUAUUAGAACGUGUGUACAAAUAAAUACAUAUCCUGAAACCCUCCACUUACUUUUCAGUUCAUUUCUUCGAUUUCACACCCUUUCUACUCUACCCUAAUUAGGGUUUGAAAUGUUGUAAAAAUAAUGGAGGUCUCUGAACCAAUUCCUGUACCAAAUCUUUGUAAUGAUAACACAAACCCUCAAUUAGGGUUACCAUCUUCUCCUACUAAAUCUGAUCUCGAUCCUUCACCCUCUGAUCUUGAUCACACGCCAGAGCUCGUGGAAGAGUGUCAGAAGCUGGAGAAUCUGGAUUUGGGAGAGGCCGAAGAGAAGAGUUCAAAUAAAGAAGAAGAGGAGGAAGAAGGGAGCGACAGUGAUGAUAAUAAUAAGAAUAUAAGUGAAGUUGAGAAUGGGAAUGAGAACGACAACGAGAAUGAGAAUGGAAAUCAAAUGAUAAAAAAGUACCCAUACCCAGUUAGACCAGAUGCAGAAGAUUGCCCGUAUUAUAUGAAGAAUGGAAGUUGCAAAUUUGGAUCUAAUUGCAAGUUUAAUCAUCCUGCUCGUACAAAAAACCAGGGUGCUAAAGAGAAGGUGAAGGAAAGGGAAGAGUUAAUGGAGAAGCCAGGACAGAGCCAGAUAGAAUGCAAGUAUUACCUGAAGACAGGAGGUUGUAAGUUUGGGAAGGCAUGCAGAUACAGUCACACAAGAGCAAAAUCACCGGUCAUCCCAAUUUUAGAGCUCAAUUUUCUGGGUCUGCCUAUUCGGCCGGGCGAGAAGGAGUGCCCCUAUUACAUGCGUAAUGGCUCCUGCAAGUAUGGAUCUAAUUGCAGAUUUAACCAUCCUGAUCCCACAGCUGUAGGUGGUUCUGACUCUCCUUCAGGAUAUGGUAAUGGUGGAUCCGUCUCUUCUCAAGCUGCAUCACAAACAAGUGUAGGAUCCUGGUCAUCUCCAAGGGCUUUAAAUGAGACUGCACCCUUUCUGCAAUUGAUGUAUCCACCAAGCCAAGUGGCUGCAUCACAAAAGGCUGAAUGGAAUGGGUAUCAGGGUCCUCUAUAUCCACCAGAAAGGAGUAUAAAUCCAACCCCACCAUAUGCCAUGAAACCCCCAGUGAUUGAAACAAAUGUGUAUACACAUCAACAGCAACAGCAACAUAUGCUAGUUGAUGAAUUCCCGGAACGACCUGGCCAACCUGAUUGCAGUUUCUUCCUAAAAACUGGGGACUGUAAGUUUAAAUCUAACUGCAAAUAUCAUCAUCCAAAGAAUCGUAUCUCAAAGUCGCAGCCAUGUGCUCUCAGCGAUAAGGGUUUACCACUAAGACCUGAUCAAAAUAUCUGUUCGCAUUACAGCCGCUAUGGCAUUUGCAAGUUUGGGCCUGCUUGUAAAUUUGACCAUCCAGUACAGCCGGCUGCUUCUCCGACUGAAUCUGGACUCGAUUCCCUUCCUCACUUUGGCAAUUCUGCAAUGGUGGAAGAGACAGGAGUGGCUGGAAAUGGAAGUGAUAAUUAAAUUAUCAGCCAGUGUAAAAAAUUUUGCUUCAAGGGCUCUCUAGUGUUUAGGAUUCACACCUUUGAGGAUUUUAGUUCUCUUUGACAUGGAAAAUUCUGAUUAACCAUUUUUAGUUAAGUUGCCACAUGCUUUUCAGAGGGUGGCUCUAGGUAUAUUUAUAUCAUGUUGUGUUACUACAAAGCCAAAGCGAGUCAGGAUACAGAAAUUGUCUCUAUUUCUCUUGUUUUCUGUUGAAUAUGUCUC
Molecule: messenger RNA, 1731 nt
Organism: Pistacia vera
Lineage: Eukaryota; Viridiplantae; Streptophyta; Magnoliopsida; Sapindales; Anacardiaceae
Product: zinc finger CCCH domain-containing protein 67
Exons: 6
Coding region: 127-1488 (453 amino acids)
Molecular function (GO): mRNA binding; metal ion binding
Source: RefSeq, a predicted model, not a curated record